Molecule: messenger RNA, 1267 nt
Organism: Thlaspi arvense
Lineage: Eukaryota; Viridiplantae; Streptophyta; Magnoliopsida; Brassicales; Brassicaceae
Source: the annotation of a GenBank genome assembly
GCCCAUCACACACACACACACAUAAAAUCUCUCUCACAUUCUCACAACACAUAGGAGUCCUAUGUUAUAUAUAUAUAUAUAUGAGCAUUUGCAACACCUAAGUGAUAUCACCAACAACCAAACACUACUUACACAGCUUUUAAGAGGAACAAGAAUCUACAGAGAUUUUUUAAAGACAGUGAGAGGUAUGUCUAAAGAGAUUGAGCUUCCAGGUUUCAGAUUCCACCCAACCGAGGAGGAGCUUCUUGAUUACUACCUCAAGAACAUGGUUUACGGGAAGAUAUCGAAAGUUGAAGUCAUUGGUUUCCUCAACAUCUAUCGUCAUGAUCCAUGGGACUUACCUCUUUUAUCGAAAAUCGGCGAGAGAGAAUGGUAUUUCUUUGUGCCAAGAGAAAGGAAGCAUGGGAACGGAGGGAGACCAAGCAGGACAACAGAGAAAGGAUAUUGGAAAGCAACUGGAUCCGAUCGUAAAAUCAUUAGCUUGUCUGAGCCAAAACGUGUGAUUGGGCUCAAGAAGACCCUUGUGUUCUACAGAGGAAGAGCUCCUGGGGGAAGCAAGACUGAUUGGGUCAUGAACGAGUUCCGUAUGCCUGACAAUUGCACCUUACCAAAGGACGUUGUGCUUUGUAAGAUAUAUAGAAAAGCCACUUCACUGAAAGUAUUGGAGCAAAGAGCAGAGAUGGAAGCUAAGAUGAACCAAACAUGCCCAAACUCUCCUCUCUCGUCUUCCGAUACCAUUUCUUUCGUCGGAAUAGAGGAAGACUUGAUGAUGAACUCGUACCCUUUCCCUCAAGCAGUAACCAUGAAAGAAGCAAACAACAUCUUAAUGCUUCAAGGGCACGCCCAAAACGCAAAGAACGAGGAGAAACAGAGAGAAACAGAGAGAAAGGAACCAUCUUCAUCAGUGAAGCUGCCGUGUGGAGUCUUACCACUACCAGAGCUGCAAUUACCUAAACAAGGAUUCGAAUGGGGACAAGACCAGUUCUUGAGCAUAAGCCCAUGGCUUCAGAAUCUUACACCAAUAGUUAACCUAUUAAAUUUUUAGGAUAUGUAAAGAACACAUCUCAUACCAGAGGAUUAACUAUUCUUCCAUGUUAAACAGAGCUUGUAAGAUGUAAGAUGUAAGAUGUUUGGCUUUAGGUUCAGAAUACCAAAUAAUAUUUGUAUUUAUUUACCCAGCUUUACGUUUCUUUGUAACAUGAGAAAAUCCAAUGUAAUCAAAUUGUGAAAUUAGCAACAAUGCAGAAUUUUUUAAGCAAAAAAAGAA